UUCACAAAGACCUAAAUGCGAGUCAUGAUACGUUUCUUGUGACUGCUGUUGAAAUCAGGCUUUGUUUGGGUGUUUGUUAAUUCAAUUGCGAGACUGGAUUUAAUUUAUUUCGAUUAAUUAUUUCUUCACAACGUUCUCAUCUUCGUUAUGAAUCAAAUUCCUUUGCUUGUUUCACCUUUACAGUGACCAAGCCCUUUAUUUGUUUGUUUAUUUGUUUAUUUUGUUUCUGUUUCUUCUUGUGGAUAUUGUUACUAUCAUUUUAACUCACCAUAAUUAUAAUAAACUUAUUUAUCAUCAUCGCCAGUUUCACUUCAAGCGUUAUCAGCUUUCUUAGUUGACACUUUAAAUAAUUGUUUAGUUUUUUCUUUUUUUUGGUUGCUUCUUCUCUGUGUACAUAUGUGUGUCUGUGGAUAUACGUUUUUUUGAAUCAGGUGAACCAUUGAACCAGGUCUAUAAAACACUAAAAGAUAACAUCCCUUCGCAAUCAAAAUCUACUCAUAAUGAUUAAUGUUCGAGGUCUUCAACGUAAUGUUAAAAAUGUUGUUAAAAACUAUACCGAGCCACAGGUCAAAGUACGAGAAGCCACUUCAAAUGAUCCUUGGGGCCCAUCGUCAACUCUAAUGAGUGAAAUAGCAGAUUUAACCUACAAUGUUGUCGCUUUUUCAGAAAUCAUGCAAAUGAUCUGGAAAAGAUUGAAUGACCACGGUAAAAAUUGGAGACAUGUGUACAAAGCUUUAGUACUUUUAGAGUAUCUUAUUAAAACUGGAUCCGAGAAAGUGGCUCAACAGUGUCGAGAAAAUAUAUUUGCUAUUCAAACCCUCAAAGAUUUCCAAUACCUUGAAGAUAAUAAAGAUCAAGGAAUGAAUGUAAGAGAGAAAAGUAAAGCAUUGGUGGCCUUGUUGAAAGACGAAGAGAAACUUAAAACGGAACGAAUUCGUGCUCUUAAAGCGAAAGAAAGAUUUGCUCAGUCAGCUUCACUGAUGAACAACUCAACUGGUAUUGAAGCCAUUCCUAAAUCUUCAGCCAGUUACCACGAAUCUUUAGGAUCUGCUUCAGCUUUGGAUAGCGCCAAGCCUCUUAACUUGGAUUUGGAAAGUGCCAGACCUCAGACCAAAGGUGAAGAGGAGCUUCAAUUGCAAUUAGCUUUGGCAAUGAGUAAAGAGGAGGCCGAACAAGAAGAGAGAUUAAGAAAGAACGAUGAGAUUCGGUUUCAGUUAGCUCUCAAUGAGAGUCAGAAAGAGAAACCUCUCAAGAAAACUGCUAUGGAUGAUCUCCUGAACAUCAGUGUCAAUUCCAAUGCUUUGCAUAAUUCGUCCACUAAUGUUGAUCCAUGGUCUGUUGCUGGAGACGCUAUGGGAGCUGCUGCAUUCCCAGUGCCUCCACCUCCUCCUUUACCCUCUCAAUCUCUGGGGACAGCAAGUAACUCUAAUAACACUCAAGCAUUGGCAUCAAAUGACCCAUGGUCUGUUAGUCCAGUAAACAAUGCUACAAUCAAUUCUGACCCUUGGAAUAGUUCAUCUGGUCGAGCCUCAGCUAGCAAUGACCCUUGGCAACCUAGUCCGCCUGCUUUAACACCCCAAUCAACAGAUCCCUGGUCAUCUCAAACUGGUGAAGAUGCAUUAUCUGAAAAUCCAGUUAAAGACACCAUCUCAUCAAGUACCAGUUUCGACUCUGCAAUUGCGUCAAACACCCAAACUAGAAAAACUCCUGAAAGUUUUCUUGGUCCCAACUCUAAUUUAGUUAAUUUGGAUGCUCUUGUGAGCAGUAAAACCACAGGAGGCUUACCAGUUGGAGGAAAUCCUUUUGCUACUGUACCAGUUUGUAAUCCUUUCCAAGCCGCAAAACCACCCCCACCGACUAUCAAUCAACUUCGAUCCCAAAAUGUGUUUCCAUUGGUAAAUGAUACAAUUGUCAAUCCAUUAAUCGGUUCUGUCUUACCGUCUACAGUAACACCAGUUAUGCCAGUUAAUAUACCAAAUCAUCCUAUAUCAAGCCAACCAAUGGUGCCCUUGAGCUCUCCAUCCUCAAGCCAUAAUCCAUUUGCAAUGUAAUAUUAUGAGCUUGAUGAAAAUGGAAUAUAAAUCUCAAAAAGAAACAAAUAGUAAAGAUAUUCUACAAAUAAGUGAAAAGAGAAAUAACACCUAUUAAGCAAAUCAAAUCAGGAAUAGUGUCUUCAUUUUUUUGGAAUCUGGUGAUGACCCUUUGUAAAAUGCAUAUACAUAUUUACAUACAAAUACGAAAAAAACGAGACUAAGCUAAAAAUACGGGCACAUUGUCCCUAAUAUCAUUUAAAAAGUCCUUCCCCACCAAUUAAUUUACAACCACCGCUUCUACAUCUACCAUCAAAAUCAACAUUCAUCAUUAUUUCACUUUGAUUUCAACCGCAUCAAUGAUAAUCAACAUGCAUUCACCUUCUCUUGCACACAAAAACACCGGAUAUAUGUUACUACCCGCUCUAUCUCUAUUUCUUUCUAUCCUUUCCUUUAUUAUUCUAUCUCCUCACCUUGAUCUUUUUUUCUUUCUUUUUCAUUCCAGUUGGCUUUUUGAAAAAAAAACCUAGGCAGUUUGAUCUGAAUAAAUUUUAAAUUAUUGAAAAUGCAGGUUUAAAUUCAAGUUUGAUGGUUAAAGUGAAAAGUGUAAAAAUUUUGUGCAAACAUAAAUUGAUCAAGAAGUAAAAAGGCUGUUAUGCUUUGACUAUCAAGACAAGUGCGAAUCAUGCUCGAUGUUUCAACAACCUCUUGACCAGUUGAUCCAUUAUUGGAUUUUUCGUCUUUUCCAAGCAAUUUUUACUACAUCUUCCUAUCAUCUUUCUGAUCAACACAACAUGCGUUAACAGUAACAAGAAAAAUCCCCAUUCACUCAUUUCAAGAUUAAUUGUUUAUCUACAAGAUCACACACAAAAAUAUGGAUCAGAGUCGCCAUUUUUUGAACGUUUCAAAGGCCAACAAUAGAAAAUUUUGAUCAAUGAAUUUUGGAUUCCAUGGUGGAACCAUUUUGUACAAGUCGAGCCAAUCGUCUCUUUCUCUCUUCUAUACCUAUUUCUAACUCACUUACCUAUCUUUUUUACCUCCCUCUCGCUUUCGUUUCAUUUUAAUUUAAUUGAAGGUAGAGAUGAAAUGGUUUUUUGGUUCAAUCAAAUUUUGGCUCAGCCAGUUGAUUGGGAAAGAGUCAAUUAUGGCUUCAAAUCGGUUUUAAUGUGGGAUCUGCUCAGAACGAUAUACCUUGAAUCUUAAUCAUCAUCAAUUAAUCAACUAUUUGUGUCCUGCUGCAAGACCAUUCUAUCAGGUGAUUGGGUCUGUCAAAGAUUGAUAUUGAUUGAAUCAUUCAUUCAACACCAUUCAUAAAAUACAAACUGUCGCCAUGAAAAAAGCAUGCAAAGUUAUGAAUCGUUUCGAUUGUUAAACAGAGAAAACAUAAACAAAUUAAAUGUUUCAUCUUUCAUAAUGAUUA
Molecule: messenger RNA, 3450 nt
Organism: Tetranychus urticae (two-spotted spider mite)
Lineage: Eukaryota; Metazoa; Arthropoda; Arachnida; Trombidiformes; Tetranychidae
Gene: lqf
Product: epsin homolog lqf
Biological process (GO): endocytosis
Cellular component (GO): plasma membrane; clathrin vesicle coat; endosome
Molecular function (GO): phospholipid binding; clathrin binding
Source: RefSeq, a predicted model, not a curated record